AUGGCACGACUCUCGGUCUCUCUAGCUUAUGCUUUAGCCUUCGUUUUUGUAAUCAAUGUUGCAUUGGCUGAGUACGAGCCAUAUACUUCCAAUUACAAAGAAACUUCCUACGAGAAACCAAUUGCAAAUGCCAAUGUAUAUCAUCCUAAACCAGCUUACGUCACUCCCCCAUAUGUAGCUCCAAAAGUCUACCCAUCACCAGCUUACGUUGUUCCAAAAGUUUAUCCAUCACCAGCUUAUGUAGCUCCCAAAUAUGUUGCUCCCAAAGUCUACCCAUCACCGGCUUACGUUGCUCCCAAAGUCUACCCAUCACCGGCUUACGUUGCUCCAAAAUAUGUUGCUCCCAAAGUUUAUCCAUCACCAGCUUACGUCUCUCCCAAAUACGUUGCUCCCAAAGUUUACCCAUCACCAGCUUACGUCGCUCCCAAAGUUUACCCAUCACCAGCUUACGUUGUUCCCAAAGUGUACCCAUCUCCAGCUUAUGUAGCUCCUAAAUAUGUAUACCCACCACCACCACCACCUUAUGUCGCUCCAAAAUAUGUUGCUCCCAAAGUUUAUCCAGCACCAGCUUACGUCUCUCCCAAAUACGUCGCUCCCAAAGUUUACCCAUCACCAGCUUAUGUCACUCCCAAAGUGUACCCAUCUCCAUCUUACAUAGCUCCCAAAUAUGCGUACUCAUUACCAUCACCACCAGUGUACGUACCUCCUAAAUAUGUAUACCCAUCACCACCACCACCCGUUUACGUCGCUCCCAAAGUUUAUCCAUCACCAGCUUACGUCGCUCCCAAAGUUUAUCCAUCACCAGCUUACGUCGCUCCCAAAUAUGUGUACUCAUCACCGCCGCCACCAGUUUAUGUUGCUCCCAAAGAUGUCGCUCCAAAAGUAUACCCAUCAUCAGCUUAUGUCGCUCACAAAGUAUACCCAUCACCAGCUUACGUAGCUCCCAAAUAUGUGUACCCAUCACCACCACCACCGGCCUACGUUGCUCCCAAAUAUGUUGCUCCCACGGUUUACCCAUCACCCGCUUACAUUACUCCUAAAGUAUACCCAUCACCGGCUUACAUCAUUCCUAAAGUCUACCCAUCACCGGCUUAUAUAGCUCCCAAAUAUGUUUAUCCAUCACCACCACCACCUGUUUACGUAGCUCCAAAAUACGUAUACCCAGAACUACCACCAACUACUUACGUCGCACCCAAAUAUGUCUAUCCAUCUCCACCACCACCAGCAUACUACUACAAGUCUCCCAAACCAUCAAAAUAUACUCCAUCAGCACAUUACCAUAGACCCCUACCAGCACCUGCAGCUAAACCCCGUUACCCCAAGUACAACUACUAA
Messenger RNA from Papaver somniferum (opium poppy), 1335 nucleotides. RefSeq names its product extensin-2-like. The coding region runs from base 1 to 1335 and encodes 444 amino acids. The transcript has a single exon. The record is from RefSeq and is a predicted model, not a curated record. NCBI's taxonomy places the organism in Eukaryota, Viridiplantae, Streptophyta, Magnoliopsida, Ranunculales, Papaveraceae.